Striga asiatica is the source of this 501-nucleotide messenger RNA. Lineage: Eukaryota; Viridiplantae; Streptophyta; Magnoliopsida; Lamiales; Orobanchaceae. The record is from the annotation of a GenBank genome assembly.
AUGAAGAUACGCCCGCGAAGCACCCAGCCCUUGAACAUCAAGGAGAAUCGAACGAUAAAGGAGACUAACGGGCAAGUCGAGAAAGCAGACUUUUUGGGGGAAGUGGAGAAUCGGACGAUCCACAAGGAAGGAGCGAUCUUGGCCUUGUGCGGUGAGAAAAUCGGCAGAGAGAUGGCGCCGAAGAUGCCGGCCCUUUCAGUGGGGCCCACAUUCUUUUUCUUCACCGCUGUCACGGUUUUCUUCUUCUUCACGGCCUCGGGCGUUUUGACCUCGCUCAGCCUCUUCGUCUUAUUCUUCUUCGUCGUCUUCUCAACGGCCGAUUUUCGGAUCGCCGGUUUUUUUCCGGCAGCCGUGCCGGUUUUCUUUGGAGGAAUUGAGGUUUUCGCCGCGGCCGGAAUCUUGUACGAGCCCUUGACCUUCGAGAUCUUCUCAGAUCUGACGAGCCUCUUCAAUUGGACGGACAGGAUUUUCCGAAAGUUUGUAGGGAGCGAUUUCGAGUAA